Fraxinus pennsylvanica is the source of this 2223-nucleotide messenger RNA. Lineage: Eukaryota; Viridiplantae; Streptophyta; Magnoliopsida; Lamiales; Oleaceae. The record is from the annotation of a GenBank genome assembly.
AUGGGGACAUCAGUGCAAGUGAAGCCACUGUGUGGAGUGUACAAUGAGAACCCACUUUCCUAUUUAGUCUCAGUCGACGGCUUCAAUUUCCUCAUUGAUUGCGGCUGGAACGACCACUUCGAUACCUCCCUGCUUCAACCUCUUUCCAGGGUAGCUUCAACUGUGGAUGCUGUCUUGCUAUCACAUCCCGACACACUUCAUUUGGGCGCUUUACCUUAUGCAAUGAAGCAACUUGGACUAUCUGCUCCGGUUUUUGCAACUGAACCUGUGUUCAGAUUGGGCCUUCUGACCAUGUACGAUCAAUAUCUAUCUAGGAAGCAAGUAUCAGAAUUCGAUUUGUUUACACUGGACGAUAUUGAUUCUGCAUUCCAAAAUAUUACCAGAUUGACCUACUCGCAGAAUUACCAUAUUCCUGGUAAAGGAGAAGGAAUAGUUAUUGCUCCCCAUGCUGCUGGUCAUCUCUUAGGAGGUACAGUUUGGAGGAUUACAAAAGAUGGGGAAGAUGUUAUAUAUGCCGUUGACUUCAAUCAUCGUAAAGAAAGGCAUUUGAAUGGAACUGUUUUAUUAUCUUUUCCCCGCCCUGCAGUUUUAAUUACAGACGCUUACAAUGCUCUAAAUAAUCAACCAUCAAGGCGUCAAAGGGACCAAGAAUUUUUAGAUGCCAUACUGAAGACAGUGAGAGCAGAUGGAAACGUAUUGCUACCUGUGGAUACUGCAGGUCGAGUGUUGGAGCUGAUUUUAAUACUCGAACAGUUCUGGGAACAGCACCAAUUAAUAUAUCCGAUCUUCUUCCUUACAUAUGUUGCGUCGAGUACAAUUGACUAUGCCAAGAGUUUUCUUGAGUGGAUGAGCGACUCAAUAGCAAAAUCCUUUGAGCACACACGCGACAAUGCAUUUCUGUUGAAACAUAUCACACUUUUGAUCAAUAACAGCGAGCUUGAAAAAGUUACAGGCCCAAAGAUUGUAUUAGCAUCCAUGGCAAGUUUAGAAGCUGGAUUUUCUCAUGAUAUAUUUGUUGAAUGGGCUGCCGAUACAAAGAACCUUGUACUUUUUACUGAGAGAGGCCAGUUUGCUACACUGGCACGAAUGCUUCAGUCAGAUCCUCCUCCUAGAGCUGUUAAAGUUACCAUGUCAAAGAGAAUUCCCUUGGUUGGAGAGGAGUUAGCUGCUUAUGAAGAAGAACAAAAUCGAAAAAGAGAGGAAGCUCUUAAAGCUACUCUGGUGAAAGAGGAGGAAUCCAAAGCAUCUCUUGGUGCUGAGCUUUCUGCAGGCGACCCAAUGGUUGUUGAUGCCAAAAUCACACAACCUUCUUCAAAUGCUGCUGGUUUGCAAUUUGGUGCUUACAGGGAUGUAUUGAUUGAUGGAUUUGUUCCGCCACCAUCUAGUGCGGGCCCAAUGUUCCCCUUCUAUGAGACUUCUGCCGAAUGGGAUGAUUUUGGUGAAAUUAUUAAUCUGGAAGACUAUACAAGGAACAAUGAAGACAUGGACCAUUCAUCCAUUCCAGCUGAAGAUGACCUCAAUGGGAAGCUUGAUGAAGGAUCUGCAAGUCUUAUACUGGAUACAACACCAUCAAAAGUAGUAUCUUCAGAGCAAACUGUCUAUGUCAAGUGUUCAUUGCUUUACAUGGAUUUUGAAGGCCGUUCUGAUGGCCGAUCGGUCAAAUCAAUUCUUGCCCAUGUUUCGCCCUUAAAACUUGUUUUGGUGCAUGGAUCAGCAGAAGCCACUGAGCAUUUGAAGCAACACUGUUUGAAAAAUGUUUGUCAGCAUGUAUAUACUCCUCAAAUUGAAGAAUCAAUUGAUGUCACUUCAGAUUUGUGUGCUUAUAAAGUUCAACUUUCUGAGAAAUUAAUGAGCAAUGUUCUGUUUAAGAAGCUUGGAGAUUAUGAAAUUGCCUGGGUUGAUGCUGAAGUAGGGGAGACAGAAAAUGGCACAUUUUCUCUACUUCCUCUUUCAACUCCAACUCCAACUCCACCACAUAAAACAGUACUGGUGGGUGAUAUAAAAAUGGCAGAUCUGAAGCAAUAUCUUGCAAGCAAAGGGGUCCAGGUAGAAUUUGCUGGCGGGGUCUUGCGCUGUGGAGAAUAUGUGACAUUGCGCAAAGUAGGAGAUUCCGUCCAAAAGGGUGGUAGUUCCGGUGUUCAGCAAAUCAUUCUUGAAGGCCCCUUAUCGGAAGAAUAUUACAAAAUACGGGACCAUCUGUAUGCACAAUUUUAUUCACUUUAG